CCAUUUGUUCUCUCCGUUGAAUGGCGCUUCGGCUGGUGACGUGCGCUGGCCUCGGCGUUGUCGACGCACUCUCGCUCGCUGUGCCCGUCCGCGUGCUGCUCGCCUCAAAGACAGUCCAGACGAGCGCCAUCAAGUGCGUCGUGCUCAACGGCAUUCUGUUCAUGGGCAGCCUGUUCAUGUUCGCCUUCAUCAUCAGACCAUUACUUGGUCUCGUGCUACCGUCGUCGUCAAGCGCGGAAACAGACGGCGAUGCGAAACGAAUUCAAGACACAAUCACCUACUUUGACUUUGCAUUGACCGCCAUUUACCAUCUGUUCUGGGUCUACCCGAUCUACUGCCUGAGCUUCAUUCUCAACAGUAUUUGGUAUCAGGAUAUUGCCGAUGCAGCAUAUGCUCAUCAAGUGGGCAAGCCAACAGCUGUACGAACAGAAGGAAAAUCCAUCGUUACGCUGAUCAGCCAACGUGUUGGCGACGAGAUCUACCGUUCCAUUAUGCAGCUGGUCAUGGUGGUUCAAAUCGCCAUGAUUCAUUUCAUUCCGCUGAUUGGUCCAUAUGCGAGUUUCCUGCUCAUGGCGUGGCUCUACUCCAUGUACUGCUUUGAGUACAAAUGGAUCAAUGAGGGUCAAUCUCUGGACCAACGAGUGGCGUACUUUGAGGAGCACUGGGCGUAUCUCGCAGGAUUUGGUACUCCAUUCGCCGCCCUCACCUUCUUCUUUCCCCAGUUCAUUGGCGCGGGGCUGUUUGCCCUUGCCUUCCCGGGAUUCAUCAUCAUGGCCAACUCGGCCUCGCCAGUCAAGCCGCUGCCCGAGGAGGCUCCCGCCCUCCGUCGGAUUCCAAUGCUCUAUGUCGGCAAGCAGGUCACUGCCUGGCUGAUUUACAACCACUUUUUCUUCCCUCGCCGCGGAGGCAGCCAGCAACCUCGACGAUAGGAGCCCCUCGUUUCUCUAUCAUCUAUCAAACACCCCCCAAACUCAUUUCCUAACCAAUAUACCAAAUCCAAUAAUUACC
This is a messenger RNA of Capsaspora owczarzaki ATCC 30864, 1008 nucleotides long. RefSeq lists its product as hypothetical. NCBI's taxonomy places the organism in Eukaryota, Filasterea, Ministeriida, Capsasporidae. The transcript has 7 exons. Bases 21 to 929 code for a protein of 302 amino acids. Gene Ontology annotation, cellular component: endoplasmic reticulum. The record is from RefSeq and is a predicted model, not a curated record. Gene Ontology annotation, biological process: macroautophagy.